Hemicordylus capensis (graceful crag lizard) is the source of this 5320-nucleotide messenger RNA. RefSeq names its product SHC adaptor protein 4 (gene SHC4). Gene Ontology annotation, cellular component: plasma membrane. Lineage: Eukaryota; Metazoa; Chordata; Lepidosauria; Squamata; Cordylidae. The transcript has 13 exons. The coding region runs from base 994 to 2886 and encodes 630 amino acids. Gene Ontology annotation, biological process: intracellular signal transduction; cell surface receptor protein tyrosine kinase signaling pathway. The record is from RefSeq and is a predicted model, not a curated record. Gene Ontology annotation, molecular function: receptor tyrosine kinase binding.
CUGUCCUAUAGGGAUGGAUGUAUAAAGAGCUAAUGGAAUGCCUAGUGUCCGAUUCCCUUUGGUGGGCUUCCAAGUUGGCCAGGGCCUUCAUCUGAGCUCUUGGACCUGAUUCCUGCUUCCAAGUGAGUCCAGCUGCAGAAACAAGCUACCAUGACCUGGCUACUGAGGAAAAUCUGCUGAUGACAGAGACUGCUAGAGAUGCUUUGCUGAAUUGUUUCCAUUGAUGGAUGAUGAAAUCUGAAGAUUUGAAGUAAUAUUGUGCCGGAUCAUAAUUCAAUACGGAGCAUUUUUGGAUAUUACUUGCUUAAGGAAUCUUUAAAGAAUGAACGAGGUUUCUGCUGAGAACAAAUGAGCUUCAUCCACAGAAUUAUUUUCUAUGGGAUUUUCCCCCUAUAUGCUUUGUGUGAAUAAAGAAAUGUUAAAACUGCAGAUAAGUUAUAUAUAAUAGCUAUUUUCAACAGAGCAAUUCAGCAUUAAAAUGCGAAGAGCAAAGCUGGUGAAAAAAUUUCUUUUCUUUGUUACUGAUCUAGGAAGGGUAGAGAUUUUAGCUCUUAUAUAUUGUUUGGUAUGAAAUAGUAUGAAAUCUCUCUCUUUUUAAACUGCAACUAAGGUUUUACUGUUAGUAAGAAAGGGCUACGGCAGGGAGCAUUCAAAGCGGAGGACAAUUUAGAGGUUGUUUGCAACUGUAGUGAUGGAGAAGAACUCUUCAGUUUAGGCUGCCAUCGCUUCCUGUGCUUUACUUGCAUGUGUCUCUGUGUGUGUUUCAUUUAGAUUUAAUUUCAAAUAGCCAGAUGUCCGGGCAGAACGAAGCUGGGUUUAUUAAGAGGAAGAAGCCACUUGGGAGAUUGUCGAGAACACCGGCGACCACAUCGGCUCUCUUCUUUUUUCUUUUCAAAAUUGUUCUGGUUUGCUUAAUUCCAUAUUACUUCCUCUCAUUCAUAAGAAGGCAGCCGGUUUAGGCAAAGGAGAUCCAGGCACAGAACUUCGAAGGCUAUGAGAGAACGGAUCCUACACAGCCUCAGCGGACACGUACUGUAUGUAGGACUGUUGAGAGACCCAGGAAUGCUUCACAGGGCUAAAUACAGCCGUUUUAGAAAUGAGUCCCCCACAUCGUUUGAGGAAGAUGGGCAGAGUAAACCUCUGCAUCUUAAAGGCUCAACGCCAUCUCAUUCCUCAAUGCCUAACAUGUCUAUAGAAGAUGUCACCACAGGGACACCAGACAGCAACAUUGCUUUGUGCACAUUGAUACCUCGCAUGGCUAAUAUUAAGCUAGCCAACCCUUCCACCCUACCUAGCUUAAAGAACUUCUGCCUACGGACUAAAGAGGUACCGAGAAUUAAACUCACAGAGUGUGUAACUGUGCCCAGCAGCCCAACCUCACCAGACAUCAGCCUAACCAGCUCCUUGUCCACAUCUUAUCCCCGGGGAGACCUGGAUAAGCUGCUGAAAGCAAACAUCCAAGAGGACCAUUUCUUGUUGGGCUCUGAAGAAUCUGCCUUCACAACCAAACAGGACAAAGACCUCGGGCAGAGGGGUGAAUCCAGUUUGCGGAUUGGGAUAUUGUAUGCUGUCCGGUAUAUGGGCUGUAUUGAAGUGUUGCAGUCAAUGAGGUCUCUGGAUUUUGGCACUAGGACACAAGUUACCAGGGAAGCAAUAAGCCGGCUGUGUGAGGCUGUGCCAGGAACUCAUGGAACCGUUAAAAAACGGAAGCCUCCAGCUAAAUUUCUGUCUCCAGUCCUUGGUAAAAGUAAUCUUCAGUUUUCCGGCAUGAAUAUCAAACUUACUAUUUCAACCACCAGUCUUACUCUAUUCAACGUUGAGACCCAGCAGAUUAUUGCCAAUCACCACAUGCAGUCCAUUUCAUUUGCCUCUGGGGGUGAUCCUGAUACAACAGACUAUGUUGCCUAUGUUGCUAAAGAUCCUGUUAAUCAAAGAGCAUGCCAUAUAUUGGAAUGUCCCAGCGGAGUAGCCCAGGACGUCAUAAAUACCAUCGGGCAAGCUUUUGAGCUCCGGUUCAAACAGUACUUGAAGAAUCCCUCUGCUUUGAUUGCUUCCAAUGAAAGAGAGGUGGUGAACCUUGGUGGAUCCACGUGGAAUAUUCGGGACAAAGAGGAUCACGAAUAUUAUAAUGAAAUCCCAGGGAAAGAGCCUCCUUCAGGUGGACUAUCGGAUACCAGACUGAAGGUGCCCACAGAACAAAGAAAGAAUGGUCCUGAGCACUCUGAACAGCAAUACUGUCCGCCUGGGAGCCCCAAAUCCAUGAACAUUUAUGAAAACUGCCCAGAGGACUACAAGGCAACAGAUAACAGCAUUGAACACAUGCAGACCACAAAGAAAGAUGCUCACAUGCUGAAAAAUGCAAGCAAAGAGGAUCUGUUUGAUGAUCCUCGAUACAUCAAUACCCAGAAUUUGCAAACCACACUUUAUACAACCAGAAGCUUCACAUCAGUACAGACCUGCGGAAGCCCAUUACAUCAUUCAAAAUCAUUGGAAAGCAUUGAGCAGAACCUUGCCAGCAACAUGGCAGGUCUUGGAGGCGUUACAGGCAUAAAGCAGCAGUUGUGGAAUGAAGAAUGCUACCAUGGAAAGUUAACCAGGAAAGCAGCAGAAAGCCUCUUAGUGAAUGAUGGGGAUUUCCUGGUGCGGGAAAGUGCAACAUCGCCCGGCCAAUAUGUUCUGAGCGGAUUGCAGAGCGGACAAGCCAAACAUCUGUUGUUGGUGGAUCCUGAAGGCAAGGUGAGAACGAAAGAUCACGUAUUUGACAGCGUGGGUCAUCUUAUUCGCUACCACAUGGAAAAUAAAUUGCCAAUCAUUUCCUCUGGAAGUGAAUUAAACUUGAACCAGCCAGUGAGGAGAAGGACUGGGCACCUCCAAUACAACAACUAAUUCUGUUGGUCCACAUCAUUCUCAAGACAAUUUGUUUUCUAACAGAAGCUCUGAAACUUGUUUGAUUUGAAGCCAACUCUGUAAAACAAAAGAUCGCACCUCUAGAUGCUGUUACAGAAGACUUCUUUUUGCGUGUGUGUACAUAUGCCAGUGUGUUCAUCUACUGACAUCUAUACAGUCCCAUUCACAUAGCUACAUGGUUAUAAUUCAGCAAAAUGAAACCGUAGAGAGCAAGAGAAGGGGAAGAGAUCAUGCACCUGAAUCACAAGGGUUCAUGGAAUUGGUAACAAAUGUAAAAGCACAAACAAACCUUCAUAAGCAAAAGCAAAGUUAACUUGAAGAAACUGCUAGGAUGUUAGUAUGCGCCUUGGGAAAUACACAGUAUUUAUGCUGGACUCUUUUUUGGUCAAAUAAAUUGGUGAGGGUCUAAAAAAAAUGAUUUCCAAAAUAUAACCCCCAAAUCAAAUGGAACUGGGGGAAAAAAGUUACUUCCACUGUGAUGUUGUUAAUACUUUGAUGGCUGCACUCCAAAACUCAUUUUCUCAUUAACAAUUCUCAUCAAUGUUGAUGAAGUGUAUUAUGGAGUAUGUAUGCUUAGGGAAAAGGCCAGUGUUUGAAGAAAAAAAAAAUCCAUGUACAACUCAGAAAAUGCCUGCCAGAUCCAUUAGCUUUUAAUUAUAGCUAAACUCUUUUUUCAGAUUACAGGUUGUUCAUUAUGAUUGUGCAACAUUUGCUAAAUUAAAUAUAUGAAUCAAGCAUAAUUUUAAAGAGUAGUUGACAAAGAUUUAGAGUUGCCACCUUUUAAAACUUUUGAUUUUAAUUAAAAAAAAACCACCUAUGUACAACAAACUUAGAAGAAAAAAGAGUGAAAAGACAGACAUAACAAAUUUGUUUUAAAAGUAUAACAAGAAUUCUAAUAUUAACGUUCUAGUAUAAAACUGAAGUACAUGAGAAAGGAAAACGGCCCUAGGAAAGGAACAAAGCUGAACUGCUUUCAUAGAGAAAGUUACCCCCUCUUUGCAACAACCAACAAUGACGUGUGCAUUUUUAAAAUUGUUUCAGAUUGUUGUCUGUGCCUUUAUAGCAGCAUGACAUAGAUUAGGUGAAGCUUUAACUUAGUAGGGCUCUCCCAUGAUUGGCAUUAGGGUAGGAGAGACCUCCUACUCUAUUUUGGAAACCUCCUACUCUAAUUUGGUCAUUGCAAGAAAGCAUUCUACAAGCAAAGUGGGAGGAAGGGGAAAUAAUAAAGUUGGGUAUAGAGGUGGGAGGCAUAGGGGAUGCUUUCCCUCCACCCUCAUGCUGGAGCUGCUGGGUACAAGUUCUGGUACCCAGAAUUUGUUGUACCCAGGUCAUAGCUAUAAUUUCCCUCUCCUCCUACCUUGCUUAUAGAAUUCGUAUGAUGGCCAGUCAGGUGAGUGCAUGGCUCUCAAAUUAAGGUGGUAGGCUCAGGGGUGUGAUUGAGCAAAAGGGUUCAAAGAACAUGGCCCCCCAGCUCCACCCUCAAAUCUUCUUCAUUAUCUCCCUCUCUCUGAGGAAGGGGUGAACAUGGGCCCCCUCUCCCCUAGCUACGCCCCUGGGUAGGCUACUUCUACCCCAAUGCUGAUUGUGAGAACAGCCUAGUAUGUUGGGUAAAGUAUCAUCUGUACAAUGUACAUAUGUCAAGUUGCUAUUUGAGAGGUAUAGGAGCUGGGCCAGCCAUAAAGAUGGCAAGCCAAAUCAUAAUUAUUUUUCAGACUCUCAGAUAUGUUACUAAUAUUGCCAAUGAGCAUUGGAGAUAUCUUUUAUUUAUCUGAAUUCUUCCAUAUGUUUACAACAUAAAAGGAGCAGAAGGAAAGCCAAAUAUACAGUAUUUUGACUAUUUUAAGCAAACUCUCUUCCCUUCUCCACAACCUUGUAUAUUUUUCUUGCCUCCUUCUUGUGUCAUCCUUUCAGAUCCAUUACCUUUCAUUUGCUCUUAAAUAGUUAAGAAAAUAAGUGUUUUAUAAACUUUGAUGCUGCCUUGUCUCUCUACUUGUCAGUCUGAAAUAUUAUGUAAAUUAAUGUAUCCUAGAAUGAUUCUGUAUCUAUAAUGUAUGUAUAAAGGAGAGACAGUAGUGCAUUUGGAGUCCUGAAAAUAAUGCUGUAAUCUCAAGCACACUCACUAGGGAGUAGGUCUUGUUGAACUGGAUGGAACUUACUUCUGAGUAAAUAUAUUUGGGACAGCACUGUACAUGGAACUGGGUGGGGAGGGGAGAGUUUUCUCAGGGUAUCUUCCUUUUUAUAUAUUAGCACAAUACCCCUGAAAUCAUAUUUUACAAGAUGUGAAUAAACUGGCAGAGCAAUCGCUGUGAUUCUCUCCUAAGAUUCCCAACACUAAAUAUUUGAAAAUUAUAAAUACAGAAUGAAUUUAGCAUUUAAAAUUGUGAACUUUAAAAAUAAACUUUGUGCAAAUGUG